AGGCGCGUCAUUCCGGCGCCGGCUUUGGCGGAGGGGCGGGGCUUGCGCCGGCGUCUCUUCUUCCAACUGCAGUUUGUGGCAGCGCCAUUUUGAAUGUGCGGCUGCCGCGGGUGUGAGUCGGCGGAAGACGAGUUGCCGACUCGUCUCCAUAGCGGUCUCUUGAUUGUCGAUAUUUUGUUGCCAUAGGUUUAUCUAGAGACGUAUACAUAUAUACAGACACGCUAUAUAGAAAUCUAGGCCUGUAUCCGGCGUCCGAGGCGAACUCCCUAAGAUGAUGUUAAGAGGAAACCUGAAGCAAGUGCGCAUUGAGAAAAACCCGGCCCGCCUUCGCGCCCUGGAGUCCGCGGCGGGCGAGAGCGAGCCGGCGGCCGCGGCAGCCAUGGCGCUCGCGCUUGCGGGGGAGCCGGCACCGCCCGCGGCCGCGCCGCCGGAGGACCACCCGGACGAGGAGCUGGGGUUCACUAUCGACAUCAAGAGUUUCCUCAAGCCGGGCGAGAAGACGUACACGCAGCGCUGCCGCCUCUUCGUGGGGAACCUGCCCACCGACAUCACGGAGGAGGACUUCAAGAGGCUCUUCGAACGCUAUGGCGAGCCCAGCGAAGUCUUCAUCAACCGGGACCGUGGCUUCGGCUUCAUCCGCCUGGAAUCCAGAACACUGGCUGAAAUUGCAAAAGCAGAGCUGGAUGGCACUAUUUUGAAGAGCAGACCUCUACGAAUUCGCUUUGCUACGCAUGGAGCUGCCUUAACUGUCAAGAACCUUUCUCCAGUUGUUUCCAAUGAGCUGCUAGAGCAAGCAUUUUCUCAGUUUGGUCCUGUAGAGAAAGCUGUUGUGGUUGUGGAUGAUCGCGGUAGAGCCACGGGAAAAGGUUUUGUAGAAUUUGCAGCAAAACCUCCUGCACGAAAGGCUCUGGAAAGAUGUGGUGAUGGGGCAUUCUUGCUAACAACGACCCCUCGUCCAGUCAUUGUGGAACCCAUGGAGCAGUUUGAUGAUGAAGAUGGCUUGCCAGAGAAGCUGAUGCAGAAAACUCAACAAUAUCAUAAGGAAAGAGAACAACCGCCACGUUUUGCUCAGCCUGGGACAUUUGAAUUUGAGUAUGCAUCUCGAUGGAAGGCUCUUGAUGAAAUGGAAAAGCAGCAGCGUGAGCAGGUUGAUAGAAACAUCAGAGAAGCCAAAGAGAAACUGGAGGCAGAAAUGGAAGCAGCUAGGCAUGAACACCAAUUAAUGCUAAUGAGGCAAGAUCUAAUGAGGCGUCAAGAAGAACUCAGACGCUUGGAAGAACUCAGAAACCAAGAGUUGCAAAAACGGAAGCAAAUACAACUAAGACAUGAGGAGGAGCAUCGGCGGCGUGAGGAAGAAAUGAUCCGACACAGAGAACAGGAGGAACUGAGGCGACAGCAAGAGGGCUUUAAGCCAAACUACAUGGAAAAUAGAGAACAGGAAAUGAGAAUGGGUGAUAUGGGUCCCCGUGGAGCAAUAAACAUGGGAGAUGCGUUUAGCCCAGCACCUGCUGGUAACCAAGGUCCUCCUCCAAUGAUGGGUAUGAAUAUGAACAACAGAGCAACUAUACCUGGCCCACCAAUGGGUCCUGGUCCUGCCAUGGGACCAGAAGGAGCCGCAAAUAUGGGAACUCCAAUGAUGCCAGAUAAUGGAUCAGUGCUUAUUCUCCACAAAAUGCAUCAUUCUAAAACAAGACUUGGCUGGGCGGGCGCAGUGACAUGCUGUAAUCCGAGCACUUUGGGAGGUCAAGGGACAAGGUUUCACCAUGUUGGCCAGGCUGGUCUUGAACUUCUAACCUCAAGUGAUUCGCCCACCUCGGCCUCCGAAAGUGCUGGGAUUACAGGCAAUGAUCCACCACACCUGGCCUUUGUAAAUCUCUUGGUGAUAAAAGAAAACGUGGCUGAAGUUACAUGAAGUGCAGCUAGCAGUGUAAUUCAGGAGUUAAGACCAGAAGUACUGGAAUCCUACCUCCUUUCAGGUCAGUCCGUAUCUGCUCAUUGUUUCCUAACAGAGCCUCGAGUAUUCAUUUCUUCCUGUUUUUUUCUAGUCAGUUCUUCCUGAUUCUGUGGACUGUAAUGAACAUAAGUCAUGGUCCCAGUGUUUUGAGUCAGUAGAAUAUUUAUGAACAGUUAAUAGCUGAAGCUGAAUCCUCUCCAGCGUGGCCUGUCUUGGUAGGAAACCCUGGCAUCACAGCUGGUUUCUCAGCAAGUCGAGAGGGGACUUGAAGCUUUGCCUUGCCCUCCUCUUUCCUUACUGGUGUAAUGCGUAUAUUGAUUUGUCUUCAGGUAAAACUGGACUAAGAGGGGAAAUGACAUAUCACAGAUGUCUUGGAGUGAGGAGAGAGAAAAAAAAGGUCUUUGUAAAAAAAUUUCCUAUUGAUUUUUAAUGACCUCCAAAUUUAGAAUUUUAAACUUGUGUUCCUUUGGAAAGUAUGUAAUCUUAAAAAUGGCAUCAGAAAAUCAGAUGCAUUCCUCCUCCUCUGCUUUCUACUUUUUCGGAGAAGGGUCACAAUUUUUCUGUUCUUUUGUUACGUCACACAUAAAAUAUUAUUGAAACAUUAAUGCAGUCUUUAUAACAAAAUUCCCAUGGGUACAUUGUCAUUCUAAUAGAUCCAGAAAGUAUUAAGUGUAUUUCUUUUCUAGCUUUUGUCUGGUGAUACUAAACAUUAUUCUGUCUUAUUCUUGCUGCUGCUACAAGUGGUUCUGGGGACAGGAGUGACUGUUGCCUGAGAGCUUCUUGGAAAUGAAGGAUCUCCCACACAGGACACAGACUCCUGCAAGUCGAAAAGUCCGUUUUAACUGUGAAGAUUAGGUCAUGUGUACUAAUGAAGAUGUUUCUUUUCUAGGAUUUGCGCGCACUUGGUUUGAGAUGAUGUAUUCCAUAGUUUUGAGAAAUUUUACCUUUUCAAAGUAUCUGACACCUCAUGCAGCACAAAAAUGUGACAGCUGUUUGCAUACUAUACCCAGCUCUAGAAAGUUAAUCUCAGGCUUUGGUUCUCAAGCCUGGGCCCUAGACCAGCAGCAUCGUCAUCUGGGAGCCUCAGAAUGUACAUUCUGAAUCACACCCUCAGCCUAUGCAACAGAAAUUUUGAGGAUGGAAACUAGAGAAUAAUUUUAUAUCGUCUAUGGAGAUUUUAUUGAAAUUAAACUUUCAAGUUGCUGUAUAUGUAGGUCUCUGAAAAUCCAAAGAACCAAUCUCAUAUAUGGGUAAGGAAAUACAUGGGAAAGGAAAAAUGUGUACAUAAGCUAUCUGUGGCAUAGAUCAAGCCUGUGGCAUUCUGUGGCCUUGAGAGAGAAGGGGAGAGAGAUUUUAAGCUUAUCAAGUAGAUUUGUCAUUGGAACUUUAGGAUUUUUAAAUUUUGGUUAAAAAAUGUGAAUACUGUUACUUCAAUUAAAGAACUCCUUUUAUAGAUUUUACUUUCUAACAAAGUGAGUGAAAAGAAACCGGUUCACUCCAGAAACAUGUAAAGAAAGUAAAAUUAUUAAAAUGCCAAAUAUUUAAUUCUUGUGACAGUGAAUCUACUUUUAUUAUAAAGAGUUAAGAAAUUGCCAUUUCCAUGACAGUUUCCUCCUUCAACAAUCUUAAUAUUGAACCUUGAAUUUAUUUAGGUCUGCCGGUCAGUGAUUCUAGUCUAGCAAAUUACUUUAGGACUGAAAGCUCUUGUUUCUUUAGAAAAAUAUACUAUGGAGAUUAGAUCCUGUUUACUAUUGAAGACUCUGUCUCUUUUCCAGGUCAAAACAUUUUGUGGGAAAUAUCCUGUUCGUGACCUGGAAGAAACAAGACAGAAAACAAAUCUUACCUCACUUACGAAUUUCUUACUCCAUACAAGCAGUUCAUGGAUGUCUGGGCAAUCAUAGCACUUUCCAUUUAAAAACAUGCUACAGGGGCACAUUUUCUGUGGUUAAAAAUGAUCUCUGGAAUAAUUGUAAACUGCAGUUUUCCUUUUUAUCGAGGGUUUUGGCUUUUUAUUUGUAAAUUAAAUCAAGAUGUUACCAAC
This is a messenger RNA of Macaca mulatta (Rhesus monkey), 3995 nucleotides long. RefSeq names its product paraspeckle component 1 (gene PSPC1). The record is from RefSeq and is a predicted model, not a curated record. Gene Ontology annotation, molecular function: RNA binding. NCBI's taxonomy places the organism in Eukaryota, Metazoa, Chordata, Mammalia, Primates, Cercopithecidae.